AUGAAUCCCUAGCCUAUUGCCCCACUAAUAACAGAUUAUUAAUCAAUAGUAGUAACUUUAUUUGACUAAAGUCUGUAUGCAAUUUCCUAAAAUGAUUACUUAAUUUAAAAAAUAUCAUUUUAAAACUACUCUACAGAUAUUGUUUAAAUUUCUCUUACAUAAAAUAAUAUCUUAAUAAUCUAAAAAAAUUUUAUAAUAGAAGUUUAUUAAUUAGAUUUAGUCAAUAAAAUUGCUUAAUUAACUGAUAAAUAUAAUUCAGCAACUUAAAUAUAAAUUUGGAAGGUUAAGAAGUAUUUUCCUUAACCUUAAUACCCUUAGCUUUUUGAAGUCUACAUUUUUUCAUAGGAUACCACAUUUACUCUUUUGAAAAAAACAGCAAAUUCUUUUACUGUUUUUCAGCAAAUAUAAAAUUUACCUCUUGCUAAAGGUUUAGAUAUCACAUUUAUAUAAAAUAACCCAUUAGAUAAUUACAUUUUUAUACUUGGCAUUACAAACUAAUAAACUGCAACACUUCCAUACCAAUGCUUAGUGAUUUAAAAAAAUUCCCCUAAUUUUAUUUAGUUCUUUAGUGUAAGUUCUGCAUAGUCACUUAUAUAACCAGUUACUUUUUACGACUCUUAAAAUAAUCUGAUAUAUAAUGUGAAGGUAGUACAAAAUCUCAGCUUUAUGUCUAUUUUAGGAACACAAACAUUUAAUUCUGUCGAUCUAUCUAAUUAUUAAGAUGAUACAACUCUAUUGUUUAAUAUUUAAGGAUCUAAUCAACUUGUGACUGAAGAUUAAAACUUUAUUUAUGUGUAUGAUUAGUAGGGAUUUAUAGGCUUAAAUCCUUAUAAAACUAAUUUUUAUUCAUAGUUUUACAAUAUUUCUUAAUCUGAUUUUAGUAGUGGAGAUAAUAUUACUGACGUAAAAAUGAGUUAUACUUUAAACAGAUACUUUAUCAUUAGGAGAUCAAUAUACAUAUUUAAUAUUAACGACAAUAGUUUUUUAGAAACUGUUUAAUUUGAAAUAAAUACUUCUGCUUAAGUAAAUCAAUUUAUAAUUUUAGAAAGUGAAUAAGUAGUGAUAGCAAGUAAAAUUAACAUAAUUAAACUAAAAAAUUUUCAAACUAAUUAAACCAGCACUUUUAUGGAUUCAACAUAUACAAUAACUAGUAUAUAAAUAACUCCUUUAUAAAGUUAGAAUAUGAUAACUGUAUAUGGUAACAGAAUUAUUAGAUUAAAUCUCAACCUUUUGAAUUAGGAAAAUAUUUCUAUAAAUUUUGAUCCAUUAUACGCAACAUACUGUUAGUUUCCACCUUAAAACAUUAUAUGUAAGUUAAGCAACAAUCAAGUUACAAUUCUAGAAUUGAAAAAGCUAACUGUAGUUUAAUAAUUCGCUUCAAAAAAUUUAAUAUCAUCAUUUCUCAUUCAAAUUGAUUCUCUAUAGAAUAGACUAUUCCUAUACACAGAUUCAAUUGAAGUAUAUGAUCUAAAAGGUAUAUUUUAGUAGACAGUAACUUAAAGCUAAGGAACUAUUAUUAACUUAAAUGUUUACUAAAAAUCGCUUGUCCUCGUAACAACUUCAACUUUAGUGGUAUUAGAUAGAAGCUCUUUAGCAAACUUAGGAACUUUGUAGGGUUCAGGAGGAGGUUAAAUACUUAAUGUUUCCUAUCUAGAAGAUUAUAAUCAUAUUCUAGUUUACACAAAUAUUAUUAGAUUUGCUUAAGUGUUUGUUUUUAGCCUAGAUAGUUUAAUUUAAGUUACUUCUAUAAAGAAUUAAUAUACAUAAAAUAGCGUAACUAUUGUUGCAGACUCUAUUUUUGACAAGUAUAUGAAUAUAUAUGCAUUUUUAGAUCAAACUGGAAGUGUUACUUUUAUAGAUUAUUAAGGAAUUUAUCAAUAAAUAAAUAUCCUAAAGAUUAGAGAAUUUAAUUCAGGUAAAAACCCAAGUCCUGUAGGAUUAAGACUUUGCCCUGAGAUAAAUGUUUUGCUAAUAUUUAGUAACAAAGUAAUAUACAUAGCAAAUUAUGCUUAAAUUACUGAUAGUUAUAAAAGGUAUACUCUAAAAAGAGGUACUUUUUUUAUAGAAAUUAAUUCAAUUAGAUAAAAUCAAUCAGAAAAUUAUAGUUAAUUUAUUUUUUUAGGGAUAAAUAAUGGUCUUUAUUUUUAUAAUGAGUAGUAAAUUUAAUAUCUAAUGACUAUUAAAUCAAAAGAAAAUAUUUUAGACCUCAACUUUGUAACAAAAAACUUAUUUAUUGUAGCCUUUUAAAGUUAAAUAUUGAAGUAUGAUUUAACUAGCUUUAUACAAAAUCUUGUAGAAGGAAUAUAAAAUAUUAAUCCAUCAGUUAAUAACAGAUACAAAUUUGUGUAAUUUCUAUGCUCAAGUGUAUUCUUAACUCUUGAUUAAAAACUGAUCCACUACAAUUUCUAAUAAGAUUAUUAGCUAAAUGAAAUUAAGCUAAACUAAUAUUAAAGACUCACAUCUUAUUAUAUGUUGACGACUCAACAAAUAUUACUAUUAGGUUUUAAUGAUGGAACUCUUAUUAUCUAUAAUUUAUAAGAUUUAGCAUUAAACUAUCUAAGCUUAUAAUUAAUAUCAGGUGCAACUCUUUAUGAUGAUGUGCAUUUUAUAUUUGAAACUGAAAGCUUUAUUUGGGUUGCUUCUUUAAAUAGCUAAGUUGUGUGCUUAUCUAAAAAUAAAAUCCAAGAGUUAAGUAGAUUUAAUUUUGUUAAAUUAAUGUCUAACAAUAGCUAAACUCUAGGGGUUAUAUAAAUAGAUGAACUUAAUUCUGUAAUAUUUAUGAACUUUUUUAAAGAAAAAAUAGUUCGAUGCUUGAAACUUAGUAAUUAACAACCACUAAUUAAUCUAUCGUUUCCUGAUUCUUAAAAAAACCGUAUUUUAAUCACAAAAACACUACUGAUAUUUUAUUCAACUUUUUAAUUGAAUAUUCACAGCAGAAAUUCUUUAAAAUUUAUGACAUCAAUCCGUAGAUAAAACCUUCAAGACUAGAUUAUUUCCAUCAAUAUUUUUGAUGAAAAAUACUAUUUUAUUGUUUCUUUCCACAAAUUUGAGCUAUUUAAAGUAGAUUAAAAUACCUAAAAAAUAACUUUGUUUGAUCAAGUUAGUGCUUAGUCUUUUAAAUUAAUGAAAGUUUUUUAUAAUGAAACUUCACAAUUUUUAAGAGUUAUUGGUUUAUCAAACAAUUAAAUUUUUGACUAACAGUACAGUAUGAUCUUUUAUGAGCUUUAAAAAUCUUUUAACCAGAUAUAAUGUAGCAUUAACAUUAAGGACUAGAAUUUCAUAUAAAUGUAAAAUUCAAUUGGUUUGAUUAUUCCACUUCAAAAUCAGCUACCAAAUCUUCUCUCUUUAUAAGAAUAACCGAAUUCUGCUUCAAAUACUUUUAUGACUAUUUAUUUAAACUAAUAAAAUCUUAAAGAAAUAAAUAUUGAAGCAACUUCUAAUAGUUAAAUCACUAUAGUUCCUAGCUAAGUAUAUCAAACCAAAAUUUACAUGAUAUCUAAAUACAAAUUUCAAAUAAUGAUAAUGUAGUAAUCAUGA
Tetrahymena thermophila SB210 is the source of this 3537-nucleotide messenger RNA. RefSeq lists its product as hypothetical. NCBI's taxonomy places the organism in Eukaryota, Ciliophora, Oligohymenophorea, Hymenostomatida, Tetrahymenidae. The record is from RefSeq and is a predicted model, not a curated record. The transcript is spliced from 3 exons.